UCUAAAACCGUAGUUUUAUGUGUAAUAAUUUAUAUAUAUAAUACCAUGAAUUCAGAUUUUAUUCAGCAAAGUAUAAACGUAAAAAUUUAAUAACUUAUGCCUGAUGGUAUGUCACUAUGCAAAUUAUGUGACACUAUGAAGUCCGAUUUUAUGUUCCUGAAGCCUUUUUUAAAGACUGAAAAUAAUUUGAAUAAAUUGAAAGCCAAUCGAAAUUGGUGCACAUGUUAACAAAGGCUGUUGUUUCACAAAAUAUUUACAUAUGGCUGAGAGUGUUUGAAGUGGUUGAGCCAAUGUCAACAAAAUAAAACAUGAAAUUACUUUUAUGCUUUAUGCCAGAAAACUUCUCAUUUAUGGUUGAACAGUUUUUUAGCUUAAUCUCUGAAAUAGAAAUUUUUUAUGAAAACGAUACAACCAUGAGCAUUAAGCGGUUGAAAGGAAGAUUUGGCAAAAGUAGCACUUAUUCAUUAUCUUCCCAAAUUUCAAUGGAAGAUUGGUCAAAGUACGAUGAUCGUUUGAUUGAUUGUGUUAAUCGAGGCGACAUAGCAAAGCUAAAGCAUACAUUGAAUAAGAAGAAUGUUUCACCAUUUAAGUUAAAUGCAAAUGGACAGACAGUAAUGCAUCUUGCUGUCAAAAAAAGCCAGAUGGAGUGUGUAGAUGCAAUUUUAGCACUUCAUCCUGACCUUUCUUAUGUAAAUGUGGCAGGACAAACAGUUUAUCACAUUGCUGCAAGGAAUGGUGACGUUAUUAUGUUAAAAAAACUGCUUGACUACAGCCGAAAUAAUCUUAAUAUUCAAGAUGAAAAUAAAAUGUCUGCUUUACACUGUGCAGUGCUUAGUGGUGAAGUAGCUUGUAUAAAACUUCUUCUUGAUAAUAAUUCCCCAUUGGAUUUAAAAGAUGAAAAUAAUAGGACACCGUUAUUGCUUGCAAUAACAGAAUGUAAUGAGAAAAUAGCUAUGGAAUUAAUAAUACAUGGUGCUGAUAUAAACAUAUCUGAUAGUUUUGGAAGAACAGCAAUUGUAUUAGCAUGCUCCCAAGGGAUGUCACAAGCUGUAACUUUACUUGUAUCAAAAGGUGCCAACAGUCCAAUAGCUGAAAGUCAAGAAAAACUGACAAAUUCAGGUGAUGAUUUUUCUACUCCAUUGAAAGAAAUAAAAAAAGAUAUUGAUAAAGAAUUUGGAAAUCAAAACAAAGCAAUAGAAGAAACCAAUUCUCUAAAUUAUUCAAACAGAAAUUCAUAUGUGAAUUUGAAAAGAUUGACGAAAAACUUUGACGAUACCAGUUUUACAUCAUCAAUUAUUGAAUCAUUAAUGGGUUUAGAAGUCACUGAUGUUGGCAAAGAAAAUAAUGAAGACAGCUUUGUUCAAAAUAAAGAGAAGUUACAAAUUGAAGAUAUGCGUAAAGAACUUGAAAAAAAAGACUUAAAGAUUAUAGAGCUGCAGGCUGAGCUUUUAGCUCUUCAUAACAAAGUAAAAUUUGAAACUGAAAAGCGUUAUUCUGCUGAGGCUGAAGCAAAUCUUGUUAAGCAACAACUUGAAGAUAAUCAUAUGAAUAGCAAAAAGUUUGUUAGUAAACAAGUUGUAUUUGAAAAUGGUAAAAUAGAAGAAAAUAUUUCAAAAGACAAUAUUCUUGAAAAUAUUUCAAAAGACAAUAAUAUUCAAACACCUGAAUUUCCUCUUACCUCUGAAGAUUUAUUAGAAGAUUCUGAAAACCAUAAAGAUAACAACAAGAUUACAGAAAAUGCUGAAGAUAUUUGUGAUAGUGAGAAUAAAAUUAAAAACAACGAAAAUAAUAUUAAUGGAAAAAGUGAGAAUGAAGUUAAAAACAACGAAAAUAAUAAUAAUGGAGAUAGUGACAGUGACGAAUUCACUUCUUCAACUGGAUAUAGGAAGAAAAGCCUUGGUACUGCUAAACAACAUAUUGAAAUGUUAGAAGAACACAUUUUAAGUUUAGAAGAAGACAUUAAUCAGAGAGAUAAAGAAAUAUAUGAACUAGAAGCAAAACUGAAAAGCAGCAAAGAACUAGUUGACUUGAAUAAUAAUACAACAGUCUCUUUGGAGUUGUAUAACCAACUGAAAGUUGAAAGAAAAAAUGAAAGAAAAUCGCUUAAAGAAAAAAUUAACUGUUUAGAAACUGAACUUGAAAAAAACAAUUAUUUAAAAGUUGAAUUAGAAAAAAUGAAAGUUUUAGAAGGUGAAAUAGAGAAAAUUAGAGGUUUAGAAACCAAGAUAGAAAAACAAAAAAAUAAGAUAAAAUUUCUUGAAGAAGAAAGAGUUGCUUCAAUAGAAAAACAAACUGAUUUAACUAGAAUUAAUUCUGAAAUGGAGCUAGAGCUUCAAAAUUUAUACCAACAACAGAAAAGUUCAAUGACAGAAACAUUGUCAUUAAAAGAAAGAAUCAGUUAUCUUGAAGACAUCAUAAAAGUAAAUACAACUGAGAAGAACAGUGAACUGGAAUUAUUGGAGUUAGAGCGAUUGAACCUUCAAAAUAAAUUGAACGAAACAAAACAAAUUGAAAUCGUUACUACUCAACUUACAAAUCAAAUUGCUGAGCUAAAUAACGAAAUAUUGGAAGCUGAAAAACACUUUAAGGAAUGCGAAGCCGAACAUACUAAACAGAUUGAAAACUAUCGUGCAUUAGUUCUUCAAGUUUUUAAGGGUGUUUUGGACCCCAAAAUGGAAGAGGUUCUUUCAAAAAUUGCGCUUUUAAGAAAUUGUUAAAUUUUUACGUUUUGUAAAGAAAAAUAUUAUAGAGAUCUCUCCGGUGUAAAGCGUUCUAUCACGUUCGGAGUAUUUUAUAUCUAACUAAUUGAUAGAAAUUGUGCUACCAGAAACUUUAAAUAAAUAUAUAUUUGUUGUAAACAUAGACUGUUAAUAGUGUUAGUAAACUUU
This is a messenger RNA of Hydra vulgaris (swiftwater hydra), 2888 nucleotides long. Its product is annotated as ankycorbin. Gene Ontology annotation, molecular function: protein binding; transcription cis-regulatory region binding. The record is from RefSeq and is a predicted model, not a curated record. Gene Ontology annotation, cellular component: nucleus; ciliary inversin compartment. Gene Ontology annotation, biological process: positive regulation of transcription by RNA polymerase II; protein localization to ciliary inversin compartment. NCBI's taxonomy places the organism in Eukaryota, Metazoa, Cnidaria, Hydrozoa, Anthoathecata, Hydridae.